AUGUGUAUUCAUUGUGCCACGCAAGGGGGUCGCUCCUUCAAGGAAAUCAGUCCAUGUGGAAGACGCGUUAUAGCAGGCCAUGGAUGCCCCCGGGAGACGGUGGUCGAUCCGUUACAUGGGUUCGAUGGAUUUUUUAUGGGUCCGGCUCCGAACCCGUUGCAAGCGACAUGUUGUCAACAUGUAGCCAAGAAAAAGUCAUCGUUCACAAUGAAGAGAAUUAGAGAGUAUAUUGCGAGAAUUUCUCGGAUCCAAAAUCUCAGCCCAGAGCCGACUGUGAAAUCGAAAGAGUCCCUCAGCACGAGACAUAGCUCGAUUGACGAAGACAGCGAUGGGAUUCUUGUUUUCCAGAAAGGCAAGGAGUGCCCCAGUGAGAGUGGUAUCGACAUUGUCUUUGUCCACUGCCUUGGUGGCAGCCGUGUCCGGUCGUGGCAGAAAGACGGCGUCUGCUGGCCUCGCGAUCUCCUUGGUCAAGAGUUUCCAAAUGUAGGAAUUUUUACUUGGGGGUAUACUUUGCCGACAUUGAACAGCUCUAACAUUGAUGAUUAUCUCUCCAAUCCAAUGAGCGAUCUUCUUGUGGCCGAUUUGACCAGAGUCAUGGGCAAUUCUAAUCGUCACAUCAUUUUCGUGGCCCACGGUCUUGGCGGUGCCAUCGUUAAAGAGGCCCUAUCCGCUGCUGCCGUGUCUCAAGUCUUUGGGAAAUACUCAGAUUCAGGGAAUGUCUACGCCAGAACGGCCGGUAUAGUAUUUCUCGGCACGCCUCACAGAGGUAACCAAAGACAGACCAUGGAAGAUGUUAUUGUCGGGACUACCGCUCUCGAAUUGGGCCGACCUGAUGAGACUGGUGCGAGACUAAUCAAGAAGCACCUGGAAGUACUCACAUCGCAGCGAGAUGAGUUUCUUGCCAUCUCUCGAGACUUGUUAGUUGUCUGCGUGAGGGAAACACUGCCAACUACCACAUCGUUUAUGGUCCCAAAAGCAAGUGCUACGUAUGAUGGUUUGAACGUCGUGUGUGACGAUAUCUUGGCAGACCACUUUGAUAUAGCUAGGUUUGCAAACCGGCAAGACCCAGGCUAUUUCCAAUUAGUGGGACACCUCAGUAAAAUGUCGCAAAAAUCCCAAAUAGACGAUACUGAAGCAAAAAUGAUCCGCAACAGAGAAAUUCUUGAUGCUUUGUAUUUUGAUAUGCGUAAUAAGCGAGAACCUGGUGAUAAUGCCGUCGAUUCAACUUGCUCGUCUAUCAUUGGCGGCGGAGACGGCCAAAUGCCGUCAGGGUUCCACAGAUGGCUGCAAUCUCCAGGACCCAUCUUCUGGAUAAGCGGAAACCCUGGGUCUGGAAAGACUACGCUGAUGAAGCACAUGCUUUACAGCUUGGAAACUCGGAGGUAUCUUGAGCAAUGGGCAGGUGAUAAUACGCUGAUGGUAGCAUCUGUCUUUCUCUUCGACAGUGGUGAUCAAAUUCAAAAGUCCCGGGAAGGUAUGCUUCGAGCGUUUUUGUACCAGAUCCUGAGUGCUAGGCCCGACUUCAUUCCAAUUUGCUUUCCCAGUUUUAUGGAAGGGCCUUGGCCCCCGCCACUACCUUUCAACACAGUUGUGAAUCUAUCCCAAGGGUUCUACCAAUUGUUCGCCAAAUUGGCGAAGACCCUGAGACUGGUCCUUUUCGUCGAUGCGCUUGACGAGUAUCGCUCGACAGAGUCUGAUGAGUAUGCCGCCAGAGAGAGCAUCUCAGGUGAUUCAUUGAGCUCUGAUGGGGGCAAUUCAGUUCUAGGCUCAAGGGGAUGGAUCGCAAAUUCGCACGUGGAGAUAGCUCGUCUGAUCAGCGAAUAUGCCUGUGCGGAUUUUAUCAAACUCUGCAUCUCGAGUAGAGAGCUCCCAAUAUUUGAGGAGUCUUUCGGACAAUUUCCGCGCUUGCGAGUUCAUUCAAGGACUAUGAGACUGAUUUCUCAAUACUGUGCAGACCGCCUAGAAAACGUUUCCCCAGGCUUGUCUUCUGGACAACAACAUCUUUGUAACGAGGUUGCUCAGCUAUCCAACGGAGACUUCUUGUGGGCCCGACUAGCUAUCAACAUUUUGAUGGAAGGAUCAUUGAAAUCGCUGAAAUCCACCCUCGAUGCUCUUCCCGCUCAACUGGGAGGCUUUGAUGGACUCUACAUGCGCAUCGUUCAAAGUCUUCCAUCUACACAGCGGCGCGAAGCUUGUAGGAUUUUUGAGAUAACUCUGAGAUCCCGUGACCCUCCAAAUAUAGUCACAUUGACAUUGGCCGAGGAAGGCUAUUUAGCGAGGAAAGAGCUGCAGAAGCUUAAUCCCGACCUGGGCGAAUUGCUUGUCCGACACGAAAAAGCAAAUCCUGUGUCCGCAUAUGACGUGGCCACAAUAGUGGAAAACAUGGAACAGCGUUUGUUGAGCUGCUGUGCAGGUCUGCUGGAGAAGACAGACAAUGGUCAGCGCGUGGUGUUUAUGCAUCUGACUGCCAAGGAGUUUCUGGCCAAAUCUGGCAUCUGGGACAGACUCUCUGUGACAAAACCUAGUAGCAUUGAGAUCGACUACUCGCUGAUCAGUGCAAAUAUUCGGUAUCUUCGGUAUGUUAUCACGACACGUCUGUUCGCCUCAAGGUGGCCACGCUUUCGGGUCGAGCCAGAGGCGUGGCUUUUGAUUGGGAGCAUUUUGCAGUAUGCCAGCCGUGUGGACGACAAACCUUUCGAUUUUGACUCAUACGUUGAUAUGUUGGAUGUGCUGGAUGACAUGUGCAAUGAGUGCUGGCAACAAGCAGUCCAGGGCUAUAUGCCCCCGUCCACCGAUCGCGAAUGGUCCAACGAACAACGUUCGAGGUUGUUAGCCACUAGCUGGGCAGCCUUUGAACCGAUGGACUUUGGGCAAUCUCCAUGGCGCCAUAAUUUCCUUGCGUUGGGUAUCCAAGCAAAUCUAUUCAACUAUGUGUCUGCAAAGCUGAUGGCCUUCAGCGAUAAUGAUCGAGCAGCGGAGGCACAGAGCCUCCUGCAAUAUGCUGUCUACUCAGAAGGAGACAAUCGGUCAACGAAGGGUUCCAUGGUGUCGUCCUGCACUCCACUGACUGGCAGCUAUAGAGAUUUCCAUCACGAUUUGCCAGACGCGGAGUUUGUUCGCCUUCUUCUCCAGUGCGGAGCGAGUUCGCGGCAUCAACAAGCUCAACAUCUAUGGGCACGAGUGUUGCUGGCUGGGAGAAGGUAUUUCUCCAAGCAAGGGGUGUCCGCCUUGUCUAUCAGGACAUCUCCAGCGCAAGCAACUACACAGAAUCGACAGCGGUGGGUUGCCAUCGUGACGGCACUUUUAGAAGAUGGUGCCAAUCCCCACCUGCAGGUUGAAACAGGCGGGGAAACGGGUGGAGAUGGUUCAACUGAAGUGAGGUCGGCAAUAGAAAUCAUUAGAUCUACAUUGGCAGGCGAAGAUGGGUUCGCAAGAGCCCUCAUAGUCAUAGAAGCUGCAGCCGUUGAAGCGGAACUGGCGAAAAAGGUUGGGUAGAUUGGGUUUCUCAGCUUCGGACCGUGCAGUCGGACUUUGACCACACAACGCGGCCAUUCAAAUCUCAAUUUCAUUCCGUCAAGGACCCCCGUGCGACGCGCGAUCUGCAAAUAAGAUGCGAAUUCUUGGUGAGACGACCGCUGACAUAGCCACUGUAUAGUCUAAACAGCGAUGUUCAUUUGAAGGCCAGGAACAGUAGACGAUCCCUUGCAAUUCUGUAAUUAGGUGGCGAUAUAAUUCGCUACAGUUGACAGUAGACGG
This is a messenger RNA of Truncatella angustata, 3756 nucleotides long. RefSeq lists its product as uncharacterized. The coding region runs from base 1 to 3495 and encodes 1164 amino acids. The transcript has 8 exons. The record is from RefSeq and is a predicted model, not a curated record. NCBI's taxonomy places the organism in Eukaryota, Fungi, Ascomycota, Sordariomycetes, Amphisphaeriales, Sporocadaceae.